Messenger RNA from Cotesia glomerata, 2026 nucleotides. RefSeq lists its product as uncharacterized. Lineage: Eukaryota; Metazoa; Arthropoda; Insecta; Hymenoptera; Braconidae. The transcript is spliced from 4 exons. Bases 1 to 1611 code for a protein of 536 amino acids. The record is from RefSeq and is a predicted model, not a curated record.
AUGUACAAACAUCAAUCCUUAAAAUUAAGUUUACGAGCAAGUGCUAGUAGUGUGAUCAGUGAUACGAAUGCUAUUUGGGCUAAUCUUUUGAUUCCAACUUCUCGACCUCAGCACAGUAUUAAAAAAUUGGAAAAAAUUCACAGUGACUACAUGAAACUGAAGAAUCAUCGAAGUCGUGCAAAGACAUCGAAAAGACAACGAACAAAUGUGGAACAGUUUAGCAAACGUCUUGAUAAAUUAUUUGACAUUGCUGCACUAAAAGAUUUACCGAAAAAUUUGCAGCAAUUUUUGACAGAUUGUCGUAAAGGAAAUAGAAAUAUCCAUCUACCAUCAAUUGACGUUAUACCAGAAGAAACUUCUGAAAAUCUGUCUGCGAUGGAAGUAGAAACUCCCAAUAAUGAGGAAAUUGGAAUGAAAUUAUCCCAACAGUCGUCCUUAAAUAGUUUCUGUAGUUCCAUAUCAAAUUCCAGUGAAUUGAAGCGAACUUGUUUAGACUUUGAAGAUACAAUGCCAGCGCCUAAGAAAAAUAAAAUUGAUAUUCUGACUUCGGAAUUAGUAUUAGCACUAGAUAGAACUAAAACUAGUAACAGAAAUGCGAUGUACAUCAUUUCUGCUGUUAUUCAAAGUUUAGGACUUGAGAUUGAUAAAUAUAAUUUAAGUUACUCCACUAUUCGUAAUGCGCGUAUUUCAAAAAGAGAAGAAAUUGUCGAUACGAUCGAAGAAGAAGAAAUUUUUGAUGACUCUCUCGUAGUGCACUGGGAUGGAAAGAUGCUUCCUGCGGGAAAUGGUCAACCAAAAGCAGAACGAUUAUCAAUACACGUCACCGGAAUAAAUACUGAUAAAAAUUUAAAAACUCCGAUUCUCUCUGAUGGCACAGGUGAAAGCCAAGCUUCAGCCAUUUUUGAAACGCUGAUAGAGUGGGAUCUUUGCGAUAAUGUUAAAGCAAUGUGCUUUGAUACAACUAGUUCAAAUACCGAAGUUGCUUGGCCAGUGACGAAUAGUCCAAAUGUACCAAUUUUCAAAAGACUUAGAGAUAAUUGGGAAAAAAUUGAUAAAUCUGCGUAUGAAAUCGGCACAGAGGAUAAAGAUAUUGCACUUGUUUUAAAUCAAAGAAAAGACGAUAUUCUUGACUUCAUAGAAAAUCAACUGAAGAAUCAUCAUCCGAGAAAUGAUUACAAGGAGUUUUUGGAGCUGAGCUGUAUCUUUUUGGGUGGUAUCAAAAGUCAUAGAGCCGAAUUUAAAGCACCUGGUGCUUUUCAUCACGCACGGUGGUUAUCGAAAGCUCUCUAUUGCUUGAAAAUAUAUAUGUUUAGAAACCAGUUUAAAAUGGAAGCAAACGAAAAAAAAAUUUUGCAGAAAAUAUGUGUUUUCAUCGUAAUAUUUUAUGUAAAAAUAUGGUUUACUGCUCCUAAUGCAAUAAAUGCUCCAAACUCGGAUUUGCAAUUAGUAAAAGAUCUUAUUGACUACAGAAAAAUACAUCCAGAAAUUGCAAAUGCAGCACUCGAUAAAUUGUCUCGGCAUUUGUGGUACUUACACGAAAAUCUUGCUUGUUUAGCUCUUUUUGAUGAAACUGUGUCAGUAGAAGAAAAAGUAAAGAUCGUACAAAAAUAAAUUCCCAGGUAGCGGUCAAAAAGCCUAAUAAACGUUUAUCAGUCGCUUAUGAAGAAAUAACGUCGUUAUCUGAGAAAAACAUAAGCGAUUUUGUUAAUCCAAACUCGUUGUUUAUUUUUGAGCAAUUUGAGCUCCCCUAUGAAUUUUUGCAUACAGAUCCAAGUUUGUGGGAAUCAAAUCUUGAGUAUAAACGAUGUUAUGAUACAUUCAAAAAGUUAAAAGUAGUAAACGAUACUGCGGAAAGAGGAGUAGCGCUAGCCGAAAGUUUUAAUGAAGUAUUGACUUAUAGCGAAGAUGAAAGACAAAGAAUUUUUCAAACUGUUCAGCACCAUCGAUCUCAAUACACAUCGUGUAAAAAAUCACAAUAUAUUGACAAUGAAUUAAUCUAACAAUUCAUUUUUCUACUUUCAAUAAU